AUGCUUCCCCACAUGACACAGCUUCUACCCCUCGCGGCGGCGCUGCUAGCUGGCACCAGCAACUUCGCCAACGCAAACCCGCUCUUGCGCAGAAUGGACAACACGCAGUCCGUCGGGACGAACCCUAUUUCCAAGCCAAAGGUUGACUACCUAGGCUUCCAAAAGGCCGACAACAGCUGUUCCCAUCGCGAUCUCGGAUUCACGGGCGCCAUUGCCGGCAAGUACUAUGCCGUCUGGGGAGAUGUUCUUUGGUGCGACGCGGGUGUGACGGAUCCCGAUAAGGACACGCCUGGCUUUCACGGCAUGGUCCGCGAUGCUGUGUCCGCCACGACGAACAACCCACUCCUUGUGCACGAUUUGAACCUCGGGAGCAACGGACGUCAGAACCAGUUCAUUCCUUUCAACGCCUCCUUUGGAGAGAAGCAGGAUACUGGAUUCGGCGGAACGAGCUUGGUAGAAACUGACGCUUCUACCAGCACCGGUGCGGUGUUUUACUUGGUUAACCAAAAUGCCGAUGGACUGAAAGGCGCCGGCAUCGCCAAGGUCAACGUCAUCAACGGCACUCCCACAGUUACCCAACGCUUCGGCGACCAGGGCUUCUGGUGGGCUGCCAACAGCAACCCUCGCUACGGCGAUAUCGCGGCCUUCCGCGACCCGCGUUCCCAGUACAUCUACGCUUGGGGAGGUCCACCGACGACCGCCACCGGCUUUGCUGACAGCAACUACGUUUACAUGGUUCGCGUCAAGACCAGCGAUGCUUUCGAUUUCACCAAGUACCAGUACUGGUGGGGACGUCAGCAGGGCUGGAAGUCGGAUCGCUUGAUAACCUUCUCAUCCGAGACAGCCGUCAUGUGGGGUACGGGUCAGGGACAAGUUGUCUGGAACGCUUUCUAUCAGUGUUACAUCUUCGUUCAUCUUGGCGUCGGAGGCGGUGCAGUCUUCUUGAGGACAGCUCCUAGCCCUGAGGGUCCUUGGACACCCGAUAUCCAGAUCUUCCAGGCUCAGCCUAUUGAUAACGGCCUUGUGUACGCUGGCGUUGCUCACCCAUACCUCGACGAGUCUGGAAAGACUCUGACCAUUUCGUUCACCAACAACAACCACAUUCAAGUCAUCAAGGCCACGUUCUCUAAGUAA
Colletotrichum karsti is the source of this 1134-nucleotide messenger RNA. RefSeq lists its product as uncharacterized. NCBI's taxonomy places the organism in Eukaryota, Fungi, Ascomycota, Sordariomycetes, Glomerellales, Glomerellaceae. The record is from RefSeq and is a predicted model, not a curated record. Bases 1 to 1134 code for a protein of 377 amino acids. The transcript is spliced from 3 exons.